This is a messenger RNA of Oncorhynchus kisutch (coho salmon), 2626 nucleotides long. Its product is annotated as RING finger protein 122-like. Gene Ontology annotation, biological process: proteasome-mediated ubiquitin-dependent protein catabolic process. NCBI's taxonomy places the organism in Eukaryota, Metazoa, Chordata, Actinopteri, Salmoniformes, Salmonidae. The coding region runs from base 688 to 1080 and encodes 130 amino acids. Gene Ontology annotation, molecular function: ubiquitin protein ligase activity. The record is from RefSeq and is a predicted model, not a curated record. Gene Ontology annotation, cellular component: endomembrane system. The transcript is spliced from 7 exons.
GGUCACAUGACCAACAGCCAGAGCUCUGUUUACAAACCAAAGAGAGAGAGAGAGAGAGAGAGACCCUUGUAUUGAAUUGAGAGAGGCAGAGGCAGAAAUAUAGGAACAGCAGGAGCAAUAGCAGAAGCAGCAGAGGAGGAUCGAGGCAGAUUUCUAGACCACCAUUAUGGAUUGAGACGAAGAGGGAACCCUGCCACCAUGACCAGGCCAGCUGGAGUCAUUACUUGGACGUCAAUGUCAAGAGAGGAGAAGGAGCACACACGAGGACUGCAGCACUCCCAAUCCCACAUCUCCCAAUCCUAACCCUCGGGAGCUAAUCCAGAUUUGGGAAUGUCGCGUAUGGAUUGCUGAGUGGCCAAAACCGCACAGCCAGAAUCUGCACAAUCUUCUUCUCAGAAUUCUGAUCAUCUUCAUGGUUUUGUUUUUGGACGAUCCACCACGACCUCAAACCACCCCAGCGACUCGUUUGUCUUCUUUUAGCCCCAGUUUAGAGACUGAUUUUGGGCUUCCGGGCGUCGGGGUAACCCUGGUAGUUUGGCCCUCACACAGGUCCAGCCUUCUCCUGACAGGGCCUGGAUUUACUGCUGCAGUCCUGGGAGUCAGGUUUCAUGCAACCAUUCCAAUGGUGUAACGGAUGCCUGUGGUUUAGGUCUCCAGCACUUUGAGAAGUACUGUGGACAUAGCAAGAUGGAUACCACUUACCACCUGCCACUCAAUGUCUACGUGAUAGUGCUGGGCAUCGGCCUGUUCGUCUUCAUGCUCAGCCUCAUCUUCUGCUGCUACCUCUUCAGGUUGAAACAGCAAGGGACGAGGGAGCAGUUCAGCUACAAUGAGGUGGUUCUUAAAGGGGCAGGCAAGAAGCUGAGCCUUCUAGGACAAACGUGUGCAGUAUGUUUGGAAGAGUUUCGGACCAGAGAUGAGCUAGCCGUGUGUCCGUGUUCGCACGCAUUUCACAAGAAGUGCCUGCUGAAGUGGCUGGAGAUCCGUAGCGUGUGCCCCAUGUGUAAUAAACCCAUCCUCAGGCUCCACCCAGACCCCACACAGGGAACUGAGGGGCCCCAGGACCCAGAGGAGGUGUGAAGGACCCUCAGGGGCCACCACGACCGCCAUACGCACCUGUACGCAUUUACAUGGAAUUGAUGGUCAUUUUAUGGACAUCACACAGAGUCGAUUGUAUUCUUAAAGUGGCUUCCAUGGUGUUAGUCUUUGACUGAGCAUUAAUCCAUAUGGCUGGGGUUUGGGUACUGUAUAUGGAUGUUGAUUACACCCGUCCAGGCCUUUCAGAUCGUCAAGAAAGUCAACGAUGACCGAGGUGGCAGGGCGCAAGAGUGUGUUUCAGGAUCAGGCCCUACUAGUUUAGCAAUGGAACCUAAAAACAACAUGAUAACUCUAACCUUGAGGGAUGUGGUGUUUGGAAUUUGGCCAUACUAGCAUGCCAAUGGGGCUUCCCACAAGAAAUGAAGGGUAGGGUAUCGGGUGCAGCAGGUCAGUUUAGCAGUGGAGCUUCAUAAAGCUGCUGUCUAGCCUCCCCCUUUAGAUCAGUGAGAAUGAGUAAAGGCUAUACGGACACUCCUGACCCAAAUAUUAAUUUUGCAGGUCAGCAGCGUACUAAUAGUAUCUCCAGUGAGAAUGAGAGGAAAGUGACAUAGGAACGGGAGCCACUUUAGAAUACCGAGUUCUCCCCGUCAUUGGACGAUGCCUGGUACAACACUGCCAGAAACAGCCAAUCACAAACAACACGUCUGGCAUUCUGAGAAGGUCAUUGGUCGAGUAUCAGGAUUGAUGUAAAUGGAUACCUCUCAUACCUCAGGGGUGUUACAAUACAAGCCAGCACAAACAUGCCAUUCAAUACCAUGUGCCACACACAGAACAUGUCCAAUACUGCCAACUCCAACCAAGGCAACACUAUACUGAGGUAGUCAAAACAUUGGUCACGUUCCAGGCCGACUACAUUGCAGUUGCGCCACACGCAGGAACAAAUGGUUCUAUGCCACAUCAUAGACUGCGCAGUCGUAUGCUAGGUUAGCUGAUAUGUGAAACACUUAUCCAGGCGUGGAGAUCUGGCAAGCGACUGCAAUGUCGUCGGUCUGGAACGCAGCCAUUGAGAUCUGGCAAGCGACUGCAAUGUCGUCGGUCUGGAACGCAGCCAUUGAGAUCUGGCAAGCGACUGCAAUGUAGUUGGUCUGGAACGCAGCCAUUGAGAUCUGGCAAGCGACUGCAAUGUAGUUGGUCUGGAACGCAGCCAUUGAGAUCUGGCAAGCGACUGCAAUGUAGUUGGUCUAGAACGAGGCCAAAGGCUGGAAUCACAAAACCAGUCCAAUACCAACAUCACAGCAGCUCUCUGAUGUACAGAACUAUAUAUCCAGGAUUGUGUCUGAAAUGGCACCCUAUUCCUUACACAGUGCACUACCUUUGACCAAAACCCUAUGCAGGCCCUGGUCAAAAGUAGUGUACUAUAUAGGGAAUAGGGUACCAUUUGACACAAACCAGGUCCAUAACCUCGAAGACUGAUAGACAGCUAGUCUUGCCUGUAUGUAUGUAUGUAUGUAUGUACGUAACGUUGUGACCCCUCCCAUCUUGUAAUUUUGUAUCGUUUGUCGCUUUUAAAUAAAAUAUGUAUCCUCUC